UUGGCCAUGCAACAUAUGUAAUCGUUGUUUUCUAAAAUCGCACAUCGUUGUGAUCACUAUAUUAUUGCAUUGAUUUACUUCCGCAUUUAUAGAGGAUUAGCGUUAUUUGCACACUUCCUGUAUGCGUGUGUGUGAGUGUUUUCGUUCACGUGACAAGCAGCAAGCCUCUGACUCCAGGCAAGUUGCAGAGGAGAACACAAAAGAGAAGGCUUCCAAAAAGAACUCAGACGUCGAACCAAACGCUGCCAACCAAACAGGAUGUUUUCUCUCGGGGAGAAGAUGGAGUUUCUCAUUGCAAACCCCUUUUCGACACCUGUUGGUCAGAGAAUCGAGCAAGCGACCAGCGGCUCUCGGCAGUCCGAGGACUGGGGACUUAACAUGGAGAUAUGUGACAUCAUCAAUGAGACGGACGAGGGACCAAGAGAUGCGGUCAAAGCCAUUAAGAAGAGGAUUGCGGGUAACAAGAAUUUCAGAGAAAUCAUGUUGGCCCUGACUGUUCUUGAGACAUGCGUAAAGAAUUGCGGCCAUCGCUUCCACGUUUUUGUGGCGUCACAGGAGUUUGUGGAAGGAGUUCUGGUGCGAGCCAUUUUGCCCAAAUAUAACCCGCCCUCUGUUCUCCAUGACAGGGUGCUCAGUCUCAUACAGUCAUGGGCCGACGCGUUCCGGACUUCCCCCUCCCUUGCGGGCGUGGUGUAUGUUUACGAUGACCUGAGGAGACGAGGGUUGGAGUUUCCCAUGACAGACCUCGAUGCUCUAUCGCCCAUUCACACUCCCAUCAGGACUGUGCCAGAAAAUGAAACCCAACAAGCUACGGAUGCUCCUCCCCGUCAGUCACAAGCACAAACUUCCACUACAAAUUCUUCACCUGCAUCCCAGUCCAGUGAGGGACCACCUGCCCUCUCUGCAGAACAGAAAAACAAGUUGCAGCAUGAACUUGCACUGGUAAAAGGAAAUCUUACUGUCAUGACUGAAAUGCUGAAUGAACUUAAACCUGGACAGAGCAAGCAGGAGGAUACAGAACUGCUGCAGCAACUCUACUCAGUGUGCAAGAACAUGCAGACGCGAGUGGUGGAGCUCAUCCCUCAGCUGAUGGAUGAAGGACUCAUUGAGGAGCUUCUUGUAGUUAAUGAUGAUCUCAACAAUGCUUUCAUCCGUUAUGAGAGGUUUGACAGACUAAACAAGGCACAAAUGACAAAUACUGAACAACAGAGUUCCGUCAGCCGCCCGGACCGUAUCGACCUCAGCCCAGAGCACUCAAUACUGAGCCAGCCUGCUGUCAUCACAACGAACAAUCAACCCGAAGUCAACACAUGUACCAAUCAGGGGCAGUCGGCCAACCACAAAGAUGAGGAAGAGUUUGAUAUGUUCGCUCAAACCCGAGGAAGCUCCUUAGCAGAGCUGAGAAAGAGUGUUAGGUAUGAGGACCCUGGAGCUGUAGAGGGUCUUGCUGGGGCCCUCGACUCAAAACUGCAAGUCACAGGACAUAUGGGGCAAGAUAAAAACGCUCUACAGAACAAUGUGGAUAAAUGGCUGGCUUGUAAUAUGGAAGACCAAUCUGCAGUCAGUGAGGGAGUCUCCAGUGAAGAAUUUGAUAAAUUUUUGGACGAUCGGGCAAAGGAAUCUGACCAAAGUAAUCAUACGACGUGUGGAACACUGCCUUCCUCCUCCAGACUGCCGCCACAGUCGACAAAGCAACAGGACAGUUCACAUGACCAUCUUUUUUCACUCUAAAUUUGGAAGCCACGGAACAACAGCAAAUAGAUGUGACUUUUUUUUUUAAUAAACAAGCACGUUAUUACUAAAAUGCGAGUACAACUACUACGUUGCCUCGAGUGCCAUGUUUUUCUGCUUGAGUCGCGUGAAGUUCCGCUUGGAUGAUAAUGGCUGUGUGACAUGUGAAUGAAACAAAAGAAUAAUGUGACACAGAGGACAAAAGACAAUCUUGUUAACUGUUGGAUCAGAAGAAAUAAGUAUGUCUGGGUUUUCCCUGUAGAUACAGUACCAUUGUAGAGUGUGCUUCAAGUAAAUAGUGUCUAGAUCCGCUAUUGUGUUACCCCCUCAAAUGAUUUGACUGUUAAAAAAAUAAAUAAAAACGUGAACUGAACAGUGUAUGUACAGUACACACAAAAACCUGCACUACACCAUUGCUACCAAAACACUGCAGAAACGCAGUGAUUAAUCUAAUGUUUGACUUUUUGUGCAUAGAUGAAAAAUUACGAUUGUAUUUAUGAAAGGCCUUAUGUUGAUUCAAACAUUCAAUAAACAUUUAAUAUUUGAAAAAGCA
Molecule: messenger RNA, 2284 nt
Organism: Syngnathus acus (greater pipefish)
Lineage: Eukaryota; Metazoa; Chordata; Actinopteri; Syngnathiformes; Syngnathidae
Product: target of Myb protein 1-like
Exons: 15
Coding region: 259-1731 (490 amino acids)
Biological process (GO): signal transduction
Cellular component (GO): endosome; membrane
Molecular function (GO): phosphatidylinositol binding; ubiquitin binding; clathrin binding
Source: RefSeq, a predicted model, not a curated record